UUGGCCCAUCCACUCAUUUCAAGCCUUUAUUCCUAGUCUUAUCUUUAAGCCUUAUACAACCUUCAUUGGACACGCAAAAAGAAUUUUGUUGAUUUAUAAUUGCUUAGCAUAAAGUGUCUUGCUCUCUCAUAAUUUUUGAAUUACUUGGAUUGACAUGUGUUUUCAUGCAGCUGUCCCGAUUACUUGGCUUUUGAACAAUCAUUUCUUCUUCCUAGUCAUCCUUAACGAGUCCAAAAUGUUUAUUUAAUUAUUUAUUUAUAUUUUUUUUCCUCUCUUCUUGUGUAGCUGGAAAAGGAGAUAAUAGAUCUGACUCUGCAACGAGACGUUGCUCAAUCUCAGGUUCAGGAUUUGCUACGAUUGGCUGGGGAUGAAGAUUCAAUGGUAGGUUUGAAUAACUACCCUCACUUGCGAGUUCAGAAAUCACCAGAUUCUGGAAAUGCAACAUCAAAAGCAUCCCCUUCAUCAUAUCCUCACUCCUUGGAUGUUGGUGUCAGAGCAUUUGACAGAUCUCUGUGUUCUUAUGGACGUGUGAGUAGUUUUGUUGAUCACUACAUACAAAUUCCCAACUUUGAAGAAAACUUUCAGCAGAAUGAUGCUUCUCCACACCUAUUGGUCACUACUGCUAACUUUAUUAGAAGCAAUUCCGCAAAUAGUUGGGACGAGAUUAAGGAACAAACUAACGGAACUUUAGAGGAUUUAUGCAAGGACGUUCGAUGCAUUGAGACGGUAAGUACAGACCAAAAUUCAGAAUCCUAUAGAUCAUCCCCUGAAGAAAAUACCAGAAUCUCAGAAUUGAUGAUGGAUGAGAAUGGAGACAAAAUGGAUCAGGAAGACAGAACAGAUCAGGAAUUUGUGUCACAGCCAAACGAGGAAGAUAGAGGGUUAAGUUACAUCCCUCAUUUCGUUGCUCCUUCUCAUGAAAUAACAUCUCCGUGGCCGUUAAGAAAGUAUAUAUGUAGCUCUCAAAGCUUGCAAUUAACUAGAAGUAGCAGUUGUAAAGAAAGUUUAAUGACUAGACCAUAUUCACCAUUGUUUGAGAAUGUAGAAAAUAAUGAGAACACACCACCAAAUGGGUUUGAGAGAGUCUUCACCCGAAGACCUGAAGGUAUCCGUAGUAAGCUUUCUGAAUUAAACCGUGGUGCUGAUGUUGAGAGGUUAUUGAGAAAAGGUUCAGAAUCUUCUGUCGGGAGUGCUGCUGCUAUUGAGCUUGAAGCACAGGACGACGCACUGCCAAAUGGGUGUCGAUGCUGA
This is a messenger RNA of Camellia sinensis, 1251 nucleotides long. Lineage: Eukaryota; Viridiplantae; Streptophyta; Magnoliopsida; Ericales; Theaceae. The record is from RefSeq and is a predicted model, not a curated record.